This is a messenger RNA of Closterium sp. NIES-65, 1803 nucleotides long. Lineage: Eukaryota; Viridiplantae; Streptophyta; Zygnematophyceae; Desmidiales; Closteriaceae. The record is from the annotation of a GenBank genome assembly.
AUGGAUUUCGCCAUGCUGGGCCCCGCAGGGGAAGGGCUGCAGAAAGCAGGCGUGCUGUUGCAGGAAGGCGGGGAGUUCAACCCUGCCAUGUUCCGCAUGAGGCUGCCGGCUGUAGAAGAAGGCACGCAGGUGAAGGUGCGGGUAUCGUAUGUGGAGACGAUGGGCGUGCGCGCGGGGUACUACGAGGUGGUGGUGCCGCUGGUGGUGCCGGACGCGGUGGUGCCCAGUCAUCUGGAGCUCGUGGAGGUGGUGCAGGUCAGCUGCGCUAUUAACAGCGGCCAUACCAGGCCACUCAAAGUCGGGGAUUUCAACCAUCCCAUGAAGGUGAUGUUUGUGGAGCUAGGACGGGCGUCCUUCACGGGCUUCCCUGCCAGCACCACGCCUGAUGGCAAGCCAUGCGUGUGGCCCAACGCUGACUUCGUCCUCUCCUACCAGGUGGUGUGUGAGGACGUGGCAGCAGCCAUGCUGGUGCAGGCGCCCUACGAGGAGGACCCCGACACACGAGCCAUCUUCUGCCUCUCCGUCUGCCCUCCUGACCCCUGCCAACUGCCGGUGUACGGGCGGGCAGUGGUGUUCAUUCUCGACAGCCACAACGCCAUGCGUGGGCGCGCAAUGGAGGAGGCUCGGCGCGCUGUCAUGGCAGCGCUCAAGCGCCUGAGUCCGGCGGACAGCUUUGGCAUCAUAGCGUUUGACUACGAGCUGCUGGUGUAUGCGGAGGCCAUGGAGAGCGCCACAGCGGAGGCCGUGAAGAAGGCCAGCAAGUUCGUGCUGCAGGCAUAUGACACCGACGAGGCCUGCAACAUUCUCUCGCCGCUGCAGCUGGCGUUGAAGAUGCUCAAGGGAGUGAGGGGAAUGCUGCCGCAGAUAGUGCUGUUGAGCGAUGCAGCAGUGGAGGACGAGCGCUCCAUCUGCUGCUACCUGCAGGAGGCGCUGCUUGAAUGGGGACCCAACGCCCCCCGCAUCUUCACCUGUGGCAUCGGUCCCAGCUGCAGCUACUACUUCCUUCGCUGGAUAGCGGGGGUCAGCCGAGGGGCCACUGAGUUCGCCUUCACUGCUGACGAGGUGCGGAAGAAGGUGGAGCGGCUGUUGCUAGCGGUGUCUCGUCCACUCAUCACCAACAUCACCAUUAGAGACAUGCCCGCCGGCUUCCAGCUGGUGCCAUUCCCCAUCCCCGACCUGUAUGCAGCAUGUCCGGUGGCGGUGUCAGGGCGGCUGGACGGGGAUGUGCCCCUGGCGUUGGAGCUAAGAGGUGUGCGUGCCAACGGGGCCCCCUGGAAGGCCAAGGUGCCUGUUGUUGAGGCCGCCACUCUGCCGCUCUCCACGGUGGGCAUACGGGAGCACACGGACCUGAUGACAGCAGAUGCAUGGCUGCAGCGCGACCCCGACCUCGAGCGAGGGGUGGCGCGCAUGAGUCAGACGGUGUGUGUGCCCAGCCACUUCACACGCAUGGUGCUCUUUGAAACCAACCGGGCCAGCUACGACGCCCUGCAGCACGACCGCAUACAGGGCAAGGACCUCAAAGUCCGAACCUACACCGACCCUCCCUCCACGCCUGUCUCCAUUGUCCCGAGCCUGGUCAUAGGCCUGGGGGGACCAGCAGUGGCUCAGAAGCAGACGAGCCAGCAGCAGCAGGAGCAGCAGCAGCGCGGUCCAGGGGGGCUGCUGGGGGAGGUGUUGGAGGAGGAUGAGGAGGAAGAGGAAGGAGAGCUGCUGCAGAGCAGACAGGGGAAACCACUGGGGCUCCUGGGAUCAAUUAUGUCGUGUUACCGGCCCAACGCUGCUCCUGGGUCCAAAAAGAGAUGA